Messenger RNA from Colletotrichum karsti, 2961 nucleotides. Its product is annotated as cytochrome P450. The transcript has 5 exons. The record is from RefSeq and is a predicted model, not a curated record. Lineage: Eukaryota; Fungi; Ascomycota; Sordariomycetes; Glomerellales; Glomerellaceae. Gene Ontology annotation, molecular function: oxidoreductase activity, acting on paired donors, with incorporation or reduction of molecular oxygen; monooxygenase activity; iron ion binding. Bases 1 to 2961 code for a protein of 986 amino acids.
AUGCAUCUUACCACGAUGCAUAUGGCUAUUAUCGCAUUGGCAGUCUGCGGCAUCGUCUACUUUACCGUCUCAUUAUACAAGGCACGCAGCUUCUUCCGCCGCCUACAGAAAGAUGGCAUCCCCAUGCCCCCUCAUCAUCCCAUCUUGGGUCAUCUUGGUCUGAUGUUGAGCAUCAUGAUCGCCCUACCCCGAGACGUCAUGCCAACCGUUGUGCUUGCCGACCAAGUUCGGAAGCGGUAUCCACACCUCGAUAAGGCUUUCUACUUGGACAUGUGGCCGUUCACAGGGCCCAUGUUGAUGAUCAUUUCGCCCGAUCUUAUGCGACAAGCAACGCAAGGGGAGCAUUCUCUACCAAAAGUUGCGUUCUUGAAGAACUACAUCAAGCCUCUGAGCGGUGGGCAUGACCUCGUCAGCAUGGAGGGCGAAGAGUGGAAACGCUGGAGAGACGUCUUUCGGCCUGCUUUCAGCCGAGCAACCGAGCUAGUCCCCAACAUCGUGGAAACCAUCUGUGUUUUCCGCGACCAGCUUGUCGGCAGAGCUAAAGGCAGAAGCGGUGUUUUCCAGUUGCACCACUCGGCAUUGAUGCUGGCGAUGGAUAUGUCAGGCAAGGCGAUCUGGAACCACAACAUGAACAGCCAAAAAUCAUACAACGACAUGGCGGAUGCGAUUGUGUCUCAGCUGAGAUGGCUUCUCGUCGAUGGCUUCAUGCCCUUUGCGAGUUUGAACUUCAUUCGGCCUCUGGUGCACCGGUAUAACGAUUUCAGAAUGGAAAGAUAUAUUACCGGCGUACAACGGCGGCAAGAGUCCAGCAAAAACGAGGAUGACUGCGUAAUCAGCCGCGCUGUGUCAAAAGUACGGUCUCGUCCGACCGAGAAGAAGAAAUCAGCUGAUCCCUACCGCGAACUCGGUGGUGAAGCCCAUUUCAACAAAGUGAUCAGGAGUCAGAUGAGGUUUCUUCUCCUUGCUGGAUAUGACACCACUGGCUCAACUAUCACGUAUGUCCUCCACAUUCUUUCUCAGCACCCCGAGGUUCUGGCAACGGUACGCGACGAACACAAUAAAGUUCUGGGAUCGGAUGUAUCUCUUGCAGCUCAACAACUCAAAGACAAGCCGCAUCUUGUCAAUGACGUUCCAUACACAACGGCAGUUAUCAAGGAGACCUUGCGCAUGUACCCACCAACGUCUACGCUGAGGAACGGCAAGCCUGGAUUCUACCUCUACGACCGCGAGGCCUCGGGUGCGACGGUCAAGUAUCCAACAGAAGGCUGUAUUGUGUUUGGCAAUCAUCAUGGUCUUCAUCACAACCCACGCUACUGGAAGGAGCCUGAGACCUUCCUUCCUGAGCGAUUUCUGUCAUCUCCAGAUGAUGCUUCAGGCUUGCAUCCGCUUCGAGACGCCUGGCGCCCGGCUUUCAUCCAUCCUACGAACAAUGGCUCGAACGCGUUCGACACAGGCUACCAGGGCGCGUCAUCCUACUACAUCACAGCAUCAACGAUUAUUGCCCUCCUGUUUGCGGCAGUGUCUUUCUUCAGAGGCUCGUCGAAGUCAACGCCUUUACCAUGGGUCAACAAGCCUAGCACAUUUGACUUCCUUCGCAUGAAGGCGAAGUACCGAUUUCUUAUGGGAGCGGGUGACAUGGUCAAGAAAGGCUUCGAGGACUACCCCAAUAGUCCUGGUUUCCGUAUGGUCGCAGAUGGCGGGGAGAUCGUCAUGCUGGCCCCCAAAUACGCAUCGGAGCUCAAGAAUGAUCAUCGCGUUGAUUUUGUCAAGCUAUUCCUACAGGACUUUCACGAGGGAAUACCGGGAUUCGACUUCACGCGGGAUGGAGCUCGUGAUGCAAAGAUCCUGCGGGAGGUCACGAAGAGCCAAUUGACCCAUCACUUAAGCAAAAUCACAGACUCUUUGUCAUCUGAGUGUAUCGCAUCAAUGCAACGAAUUUUCACUGAUAGAGAGGAAUAUCACGAUGUGGAACUGAGAUCGUCGCUGCUGGAUCUCAUUUCCCGCAUCUCAUCGAAAGCCUUUCUUGGUGGAGAUCCGUUGUAUCAAGACGAGGAAUGGCUCAAGAUCACAACAACAUAUGCAGGAACGGUCAAUCGAGCAGCCGUCAUGCUCCGUCUCUGGCCGCGCCCCUUACGCCCUUUGGUCCACUGGAUUCUUCCUUCAUGCCGAGAAGCGCGUACCCAAGUCAGUCUCGCAAGAAGGCUGUUCGAGCCGAUGGUCCAGCGGAGACGCCGUGCAAAGGCAGAAGAUUCGAACGUCAAGUUUGACGAUACCGUCGAGUGGGCCGAGAAUGCGGCCAAGGGAAUGCCUUAUGACGCCUCAGCAGUGCAAUUGCUCUUUUCGAUGGCUGCCAUGCACACCACGACCGAUCUCCUGACUCAGGUCAUACUAGACCUCGCAGCGCAUCCGGAAAUGUUGGAUCCUCUGCGAAAGGAGAUCGAAACUGUCCUCUCUGAGGAGGGCGGGUGGACUAAGGCUGCACUGCACAAGAUGAAGCUUCUUGAUAGUGUGCUGAAGGAGUGUCAGCGGAUGAAGCCAGCUGCGAUCAGCGGUCUGCGUGGAAUACUUAACACUGAUGUGACGUUGUCGGAUGGUGUUCAUCUUAUCAAAGGCACUUCCAUCGCUGUCUCGUCGCACCUUCACUGGGAUAAGGAUGUCUACCAAAACCCAGAGAAGUGGGAUGGGUGGCGGUUUUACAACCUCCGGCAGAAGCUAGGAAUGGAACAUCGGUCACAACUCGUGUCUUCUACGUCACCGGAGCACAUGGGCUUCGGUAUCGGAACCCAUGCGUGUCCUGGAAGAUUCUUCGGUGCGCAUGAGGUCAAAGUCGCGCUUUGCCAUUUUCUGUUGAAAUAUGACUGGAAGUUGGCAGAGGGGAGCGAACCUCAAACGAGGACUUUCAUGUGGUCUCUUGUCGCAGACCCUAAAGCUACAGUUUCGGUUAAGAGGCGCUCUGUUUAG